GAAGCGAAGUGCAGGAGGCACAACACAGUAUUGAAAACCAUCCUAGUUCUUCCAGGCACCGGUACCUAGUCUAUCCUAAAUUCUGUGUGCAUCAUUCAUGCCUCCAAGUGCAUAAAACGAGAUAUAUAAUAAAUAUGGAGGUAGAGUCGUAGACUGAAUUGUGUUCAUUCCCUCGGUAUCCGCGAAACAGGUAAACGAACGCUUUUAAAAGCGAAAAUUAAACCAGUGCUUUUGCGGACAGAGGAAAACAAAUGGGGAAAGUACUUCGGAUCAAAGAUGAUGCGUGGAGAAGACCUGAAACCAGGCGACGCAUCAUAGAGAAGAUUGACGAGGUUGUUCACCGCAUCGGAGUGGAAAUGGAGCAAACCAGCAUCGACAUAGAGAACUUGGCGUACUUGAGAGCCAAUAACCGCCAGGACUACAUGUACAUGAUAUAUAGGUCCAUUAUAAGCAACAUGGAGAUAGCUAGAGAGCGGAACGCUGACUUCAGAGAAAAACUGAACAAAUUUGCUCAAGCCAAAUCUCUGUCAACUCGAACUGCUCUCGCCAUCGUCACAAAAAUAUAAUCGAAGCGUGCACGCAUGCUCAAAUCAUCUAAUAUAUCUUUAUGUUGUGAUUUUCCAAGAAAAUAUAAACAAAAUGGUAAUAUAAAUACUUCUGAUGUUCUUUUAAUAUAUUCCCGUUGGCGCUCUCACAAAAUACCAAAUUAAGUAGCAUCAGGUAUGUCAAUGUAAAAGGUCUACUUACUUUGUCGAUUUGAGAUUGAAUAUACCACGUGAUUUUUUUUAACUGGGACAGUAUGGGAAAAUCCAAAACCAUAGGUGAUACAGGAAAACUGUCUUAGGAACCAAUAGGCUUUCUUUUUCGUUUUCCCAUGUAGCAUAUAAUUCACAUGAAAUUCAAUAAUAUUACACUUUUUAAAUUAUUAAGUACUUGGACUAUAAUUAAUUUAAUACAUUGCAAUUUAGUCUUGUAUAAAAAAUAAUUGAUCAAAUUUGAUCAACUUCUGUUGUUCCGAUUUUUUUCUACCCAUGCAUCAAAAUGUUCCUUACAAGAAACUUAAUCGAUCAGCAUUCAUUUUUUUGUCGAUAUUAUAAUUUUUUUUAUCAAUAUUAGGUAUUCAUUUCUAAAGACAGCUCACGCUUGCCCAAAAAAUUUACUGUAUCAAAUUUGACAAAAAAGACCUAAUGAUUCCUACGACAGUUUCCCUGUAUCUCCUAUGGUUUCGGAUUUCUCCAUUCUGUCCCAGUUAAAAAAACACACUGUAUAUUUAUAACUUAAAAAACGGCGAAGAUGGCGUAUUUUCGAACAGAUUUUCAGGUUGUCGUUUUGAUCAAUGUUAACACGUCUCUGUGAGUUUAUAAUUAUAAUCUUGAUGUUUAUAAAUGUUACGAAUUUAGAUUAGAUGUGAAAUUGGGUUGUGAAAUUGUAAAGGUAGAAAAAACAGUUGCUGACUGGAAGAGAAAUUUCAACCGUAAAUCUUUUAAAAGGUUCUUUUCGUCUGCUUUUCCAGGCAGGGGUACUGUUUAUUACCUGCGAGAAAGGAAAACCACCAUUGUAAAGACUACUUU
Molecule: messenger RNA, 1571 nt
Organism: Hyposmocoma kahamanoa
Lineage: Eukaryota; Metazoa; Arthropoda; Insecta; Lepidoptera; Cosmopterigidae
Exons: 3
Coding region: 252-566 (104 amino acids)
Biological process (GO): regulation of DNA-templated transcription
Molecular function (GO): transcription coregulator activity
Source: RefSeq, a predicted model, not a curated record